UCUUCCUCUUUUCCCUUAUAACUCUUCCAUACAUACUCAUAUGCUUCCUCGAACGAAAUCGGUAGACGAUACAAAUGCUGGGUCAAAGCGAUCGGCCCUUGGAAGCGGGAGUGUAUCGCACCAGCCACCAAAGGCUUCGGCUAUUUCCAAGCAAGUGCUCAAGAAUAGCCCCAUUCCACAACCGGUUCGGUCCAAGACGACUUUGGGGCUGGAAUCCUCGGCUCGACCCAAAGUCAAUCAGCCACUGCGAAGUAGUAAAGUGUCACAAAAGCUUGUCUUGUUUCCUCAACCGUUUUCAGAAUCGGAAACUACCAUGCAAGCCACACUGCCCAUUGACAAUGAAGUACUUGUCUCGCCCACUUAUGAUCAACGUCGACUGAGUGAAAUAGAAGAAGAACAAGAACCGUGGCGGUAUGACCAUGCUCAACUCACAGCUGGUGUUCCCUUACCGACGGAAUGGACGUUUGGAUCUCGUACCCCGGCAGAACGUAUGCCCAAAGAUGAGCGCGAUUUCGCCGGGUUGCCUCGCGUGGCAGCUUAUUGCACUGGCGAAGGAUACGAUUUGAACCGUCUUCGUCCGUUUUUGCGUCAACACCAUCAUGUAACACCACGAUUGUACGAUGAAUGCCUUUAUGCAGCCUAUUACUUUCCAUUAAUGACCUUACGCCCCGAUAAGGACAACCUGCACAAUAUUCGCAUACGCAGCGCAUCACCACGUCCUGCUCGUCGAGAUGCCACAGAAGAAGAAGAAGCCAUCAGUUAUGACGAAGAUCAUUAUCCCCACGAAGGAGGCAUGAACAAUGAAGGUCCUCCUCGCCCAGGAAACCCGUAUCCCGAGCAUUAUCAUAGUCACCCGUCCGCCGAAUCGCAUUCCGCCGACACGGAUAAAAUGAAUGGCACCGCAACCGAACACUCAGAACCCCAUGGCAGUCUCGAUCAACCCUCGACUUACUCUGAUGAAAUUGCCAAAUCCAGUGAAAAGCAUGAUGAUACCCUACCCGAGCCUCGCAUUGAAUCCAUAUCGGCACCAGCCACACCUUACGCGGAGCAGGUAUCCGAACCUAUCGAAGUACCAGAAUUGGCCCAGGAUAUCAAACGACAACAUCGCUCUUCCAUCAAACCUCCUUUCAAAGGCGGCGAAGUGUUUAUUUUCGAUUACGGCGUGGUCGUCUUUUGGAACUUUCACCGUGCGGAGGAACUGCUCAUGCUGGAAGAUUUGAAUGAAUUCUCCAUUCGAGCGUUCCGCGACAACCCAGAUGAAGAUAUGCAGAUCGAGGAAAUGCAUUUCCAGUAUGACACCUCGCAGUUAAAACCUCGCAUUUUCAAUGAUAUGAUCACCUUGAAGAGCGGGAAUCACAUGAUCAAACUGACUCUAUCGCACGGAUUGUCGCAAAGUGCGGUGCUGGCUCGCUAUGAAGAUAUCAUGGAUAAAACCAUCGAGGAGAUGGCUCAAACCGGACGUCUUGACAAGAAUCGUGCCGAAAUCACAAAGAUCAAUGGCGAACUGUUUAGUUUACGAAUGAACGUCAAUCUUGUUUCCAAUGUGCUGGAUACACCGGAAAUCUUUUGGUCAGAGCCUGCAUUACAGCCAAUGUAUAAUGCGAUCAGAGAAUAUUUGGAAAUUCCUCAACGAGCAAAGAUUCUGAAUGAUCGCUUACGCGUUAUAUCUGAUAUGCUUUCCAUGCUACGUGAUCAUUUGAAUAAUUUUGGUGUCGAAUAUCAAACCCUGCUUGUCAUUUACCUGAUUAUUGUGGCCGUGAUUGUUGCCUGCUUUGAAAUCGCGGUCAAGAUCUUGCAAUCAAUUGAAGUCAUGUAG
Radiomyces spectabilis is the source of this 1816-nucleotide messenger RNA. RefSeq lists its product as uncharacterized. The coding region runs from base 41 to 1816 and encodes 591 amino acids. NCBI's taxonomy places the organism in Eukaryota, Fungi, Mucoromycota, Mucoromycetes, Mucorales, Radiomycetaceae. The transcript is spliced from 5 exons. The record is from RefSeq and is a predicted model, not a curated record.